AUGAUAGACAAUGAAUUAAUAGUUCUAACUGAAAUAUUUUUUUUCGAAAAAAAGCAAUAUACUUUAUACAAGAAACAAAUAGAUUCAACAUCACCAUUGCGUAGAAAGAAAAGUCGUAGUCCAUUUGCAGACGACGCAACUGGACCAUCGUCUACACUAACGAAUAAUUGGCCUGCAAAAGCUGUCAAUUAUACUGAACAUGCAAACAAUCAAUUGAAUCUUGGACAUAAUCAUUCAGUUGGUGUUGAACAACAACAAAAACAUAUUGUUGAACCUGAAUUAUUAUCAACAAUACAUCGUUCUAGUAAUACAGAUACUAUUAUAUCAUCGAAUAAUGUUAUAAGUUCUAAUCAAUCAACUGAUACUACCACGACUAUUGGCACCACUGGUUGA
Molecule: messenger RNA, 393 nt
Organism: Schistosoma turkestanicum
Lineage: Eukaryota; Metazoa; Platyhelminthes; Trematoda; Strigeidida; Schistosomatidae
Source: the annotation of a GenBank genome assembly